UUGGGUUUUUCCUGGCCCUUCAACGAUUUCUGUUUACAUCAGGCUCACGCUUUCAGGUCCAAUUACUAAAUUUCUGACAGUUUCCUUUAUUUUAAGCCUAGUUAAGUAUAUCCAACUGUUAUCGAGUGAUUUAUGGCCAACGUGAAAGUGGAGAACAUGAAUACUUCCGGAGGAGACCUGAAUAAAAGUGGAGGACGUGGUGGUGGACCGGGUAACCAAAAAUUCAAUAAUGCCGGCUUCGGCGGCGGCAAAGGCAGAAGUCGUGGUGGUGGAAAGGCCGAUGGCCGAAAUUUCAACAACAAGGGCCCUGGUGGACCCGGCGGACCUGAGGGCAAUGAGCAAAGAGGGGAGAGAGGUGGCCGUGGAGGUGGACGAGGAGGAAGAGGUGGUCCAUCUGGGGAAAGAUUUGCAGAGGACAGAAUCAUGGACAAACUGAGGUCUAUAAGCGGACCUACAAUCGACCUACCUCCUCAACAAGAAAAAGACAAGAAGUUUGGUGGGAACUGCAGGCUCUAUGUUGGUAAUGCUGGCACCAACUUCACAGACAAAGAUCUCGUGGAAAUGUUCAAACCCUAUGGAGAAACUAGCGAGCCAUUUUACAGUGCAGAAAAGAACUUCGGAUUUAUCAAGAUGGAUUUCCGCAGCAAUGCUGAGCGAGCUAAGAGGGAACUAGAUGGCCAAAUGCGAAAAGGCAAACCCUUGAAAGUGCGAUUUGCUCCACCUGGAACUAUCCUCAAAGUGAAGAAUUUAUCAGACCAGGUUUCUAAUGAGCUGUUGGAGCUAGCCUUUAGCGUUUUCGGCGAAGUUGACCGAGCUGUUGUUAUAUCAGAUGAAAGGGGUAAUUCAACAGGUGAAGGAAUCGUAGAAUUCUCUCGUAAACCCGGUGCAACAGCUGCUCUGCGAAAAUGUUCAGAAGGCUGCUUCUUCAUAACAAAUGACUUGCGCCCUGUAAUCGUUGAGCCCUAUGAACCUAUUGAUGACAGUGAUGGUCUUCCAGACAAAAAUCUCAACAGAAGGAAUCCAGCCUUCAUCAAAGCGCGAGAGAGCGGGCCUAGAUUCGCCAAGCCUGGUAGUUUUGAAUAUGAGUACGGAACACGUUGGAAGAAUCUGUACGAACUUUUCACACAAAAAGUAGAAACACUUAAGCGAGAGAUGAAAGUGGAGGAAGAGAAACUGUCUGCUCAAAUGGAAUAUGCACGAUACGAACAUGAGACAGAACUACUUAGAGAACAAUUGCGUCAGCGGGAAGAAGACCGAGAAAGACAGAAAAUGACUUGGGAAAUGAAAUCGAGGCAGGUCGAUGAGCUGAGAUUGCGUGAGGAAGAAUUGUCGAUGAGAAUGCUGACACCGGAGGAUGAAAUGCGGAUGAGAUCAUUGGAAGCCCCAGGCUACCCUCAGGAUCAGAAGCCAUUCGUUGAAGCUUUCGAUAGUCCGAGAGGAUUCCCACCAGGCAACCGAUUUGACGCAGCCGACGGUCCUGUUCCGAGAGGAGGCGGACCCAGAGGCGAAGGCGGCAGGGGUGGUGGCGGCCGUUGGGCCCCAGCAGAUCGUCGAGGGCCUGGGCCUGGUGGACCUGGUCCGGAUGAUUUCCAAAACAAGCGACGCCGAUACUAGAGCAUGCGAGAUCUUCAAAUUCCCCCCCACAUAUUCUCCAUGUACAGUAUUAUGCUAUAGGAUCUUUCAUCUAAUUUGUACGCCUAGCAUGUCUCAGUCAAAGUCAUCGAAUUUUGCUUGAGUUGGGUAUUGAUGUAUAGUUGGUUCUAGUUAACAAAUAGUGCUCAUUCUUAAGAUUUCAAUACCCAGGCGUUCCUUCCGCUGCAAAUUUAAUCAACAUUGCCGAAAGGAAACAAAUCAGGGUGUCUGCAGAAGCGAAGAAAAAUAGGGGGAUAAAUUUUAUUCUAGGCCUGCAUAAACUUGGCCAAAAAAAUCUGGAAUUUUUCCUUGUCGUUUGAGUUUUCUUUGUUUUUCGAGUUUUGAUGACUGCAGGAACAAAAUGUUCAAAAAUAGAAUCUUGAUGCAGAAAAAAAAAACUCUUCCGCCAAUUUAAAUUAUGUCCAGAACCUCUCCCUUUUUGUUUUUGAGCGUUGGCAUCUUUACUGAUUGUAAAAACAAAGGAUUUUUUUUGUCAUUGUGGUGCGGAAAAGUCAAACCAAUUUAGUUUCAGAAUCUACAGACACCUUUUGAACAUUAAGUAAGUUUUAGCAGCUUUAUUACCUCAUACUGGGUUAUUAAUUCACUCUGUCAAGUUUUUGAAUCAUUUUUACAAUCUUAAACUCAACAUAUUACAUAUAAAUUUAUUGAUACAUCUCCUAUUCUCAGGGGUCUGAAUUUGCUUUAUAUCGUGUUUAAGUUGAUUAAUUAGAAAGUGGUUUUAAAAUAUGAUAUCCAAAAACGAACCAGAACCAAGGACAAUUUUUACAUAUUUUACACUCAGAAAUUUUUAAGAAUUCCAUAUUUUUUCUCCCUUUCUCUAUAUCUUAAUCAUUCAAAUUGAACGUGUUCUCAAAUUAUUUCUUAUUUCCCUUUUAAGUGCUAAAAGAGUUUUUAAUGUACAGUUCUUUUGGUUGCCAGAUUAUAAACUUUGACUCAUUUUUCGCAGAGAAAAAAGUAUUGAAUUCUUUUUUUUUCUCUUUUUUUUACUUAUAUCGUCAGAGAUACUUUGAGCCGGACUCAAUUUCGUGUUGCUUGUGGCAAUUCGAAGGGAGAAUAAAAUUGUCAGGAAUGGAUUCCGGGUGUUCCUUUAAAUCCCAGCAACAUACUUAAUCAGUGUUAAUGCCAUAAUCGAGCUGUAAGACGAUAAUUUAGUUGACGGCUCCUCAUUGUUUCCAUUUAAUUUAUUUUUUCUUCUUCGUGCUCUGUAACCAAUUACAGAUUUUUUUUUUACUAGACAUAACUUAUUUCAUUUUCUCACUCUCUUACCUUCUUUUUUUAUAUUAUCCUUCCAUUAAUCUUCGCUGUGAAUGUGUUUAUAUUUAUUGGAAUUUAUCACUGGAAGUUAAGUCACUCGAGACAGUAUCUUUUGUACAAAGUCUAGUUCAGUAAGGUCAGGUUUGAUUCUAUUCAAUUUGGAAGUCUGCGAUAAAAAGAUAAAAAGUUUUUUGAGUAGAACA
Messenger RNA from Bemisia tabaci, 3110 nucleotides. RefSeq names its product hrp65 protein. Gene Ontology annotation, molecular function: RNA binding. The record is from RefSeq and is a predicted model, not a curated record. Lineage: Eukaryota; Metazoa; Arthropoda; Insecta; Hemiptera; Aleyrodidae.